UGCACUCAGCGAAACGCAGUUCACACUUCUCCGUUACAACAAGUGAAAUCCGAGAGAGAUGAGCAAUCAGAACUCCCGCAACGAAACGGCGACAUCCGCCGUCAACGGCUCCGAUUCUACCGCUACAGUUUCCAGAGAACGGAAAACUGGAGGAGGUGUUCUAAAAAGGCUGAAAUCGCGACGAAAUCAAGUGGACCGACGGCCUGUAACGGAGGACGAGCUGCGGGCGCUGGCAAGAGACAUCACUCCGGGUGAAGUUUUGGGACUCCGGGCGGUCACUCGCGACUAUUUAUGUAAACCAGAGGACAACAUCUACAACAUUGACUUCACACGUUUCAAGAUCAGAGACCUGGAGACAGCCACAGUGCUUUUUGAGAUUGCCAAACCACCACACUGUGAUAUUGAUGAAGAAGAUGAGGAAAAUGUAGAGGAAAGUGCUGGGCGUUUUGUCCGUUACCAAUUCACGCCAGCAUUCCUUAAGUUACGCACAGUAGGAGCCACUGUGGAGUUUACAGUUGGUGAUCGGCCUGUAAACAACUUCAGAAUGAUUGAGAGACACUAUUUUCAAGACCGCCUUUUGAAGAACUUUGACUUUGACUUUGGCUUCUGUAUACCGAACAGUCGGAACUCGUGCGAGCAUAUCUACGAUUUCCCUCAGCUCCCAGAUGACCUCAUUCGAUUGAUGAUUGAGCACCCAUACGAGACCAGAUCAGACAGCUUCUACUUUGUGGACAACAAACUCAUCAUGCACAACAAGGCAGACUACGCUUACAAUGGAGGCCAUUAGUGCUGUGCCACCAAGAAAUCUGAGGAUUGUUUGUUGGAGUGACCAUAUGGUUUUGCUUGGAUUUAGAUAUGUGGGGCUACUAACAACAGACAGUGUUGUCACCAGCGUUUUGAUCUGGCACCAUCAACCCACCUAAAUGGAAAUUACCAUCCCUCCAUGAUGUCCCUGCAUUCCCUAGUCUGCAUGAACUACUUAUUGGUUUGGCCAUAAUUGCCGCCGUUCUGUUCCGUUAUACUCAACUAUCCUGAAUUGAGGAAUUGCCUUGUCGUCCAAUUUUUAGGGUGACAACAAUAUAGGAGAUUUUAACUUGAAUUGUAGGUUUUUUUAAGUGUUUGUUUUUAACCUACCUACUCUAACUUUUGUCUUGAUUUUGAUCGUUUAUUUACAAAAUGUGCUAAAAUGAAGCGAUCCUACCCAUUAAAUAUCUGUGUGUGGUGGUUAUUAAAGGAAUGUUCUGGGUUCAGUACAAUUUUUAGCAUAAUGUUGCUUACCUCAAAAAAAAAUUCACUCGUCCCUCGUUUAUUACACCAAAAUAAUUUAAAUAAUUGCGGGUACAGUAAGUCGUUUACAAUGUAAGUGAAUGGGGCCAGCCUAUAAACAUUAAAACACACAUGGUUUCAAAAGUAUAGCCACAAGACAUAAAGAUCGUACAUGUUAAUAUGUGAAAAUUUUAGUGUGAAAACAAUAUUUUCAACAGUGGUGGCCAAAAGUAUUGGCAGUGACAUACAUUUUGUGUUUUGCCAAGUUUUCUGCUUCAGUUGUUGUGGUAUUGAUUCACAUUGUUUCCAGAUUAUUGUACAGAGUGAUCAGAUGCUUUUUAAAUGAUUGCAAAAAGCUUCAUUGGCCAAAAAACUGAACAAAAUGACCAGCUAACAUAAUUUCACUAAUCAUAUCAACAGCACCUGGAAAAGUGUAAACAAGUACUAGUCAGGUGAAAUCACUCUAUCAUUCUGAUUGGAUUAUAAGAGCAGACUGAUUGCUAUUAAAGGAGAGAAGUGCUUCCAUUGUGUUCUUGUUAGCAAUGGUUACCUCCAAAUAAAGAAGUGCAGCCAUCAUCACUUUGCAUCAAAAUGGCCUAACAUGCAAGGAAAUUGCUGCAAAGAAUAUUGCACCUGAAAGAACCAUUUACUGGAUCAUCAAGAACUUCAAGGAGUGAGGUUUGACUGCAUUGAAGAAGGCUUCAGGACGUCCCAGAGUGUCCAGUAGGCUCCAGGACUGUCUCCUCCUGAGGAGUCAGCUACAGAAUCGUGUCACCACUAGUGCAGAGCUUGCUCAAUAUUGGCAGCAGGUUGGUGUGAGUGCAUCUGCAUGCACAGUGAGGCGAAGACUUUUGAACAAUGGCCUGGUGUUAAGAAGGGCAGCAAUGAAGCCACUUCUCUCCAAGAAAAACAUAAAGGACAGACUGAAAUUCUGCAGGAAGUACAAGGAUUGAACAGCAGAAGACUGGUGCAAAGCUAUUUUCUCUGAUGAAGCCCCCUUCCGACUGUUUGGGACAUCUGGAAAAUCGAAAGUCUGGAGAAGAAAAUGUGAACGCUACCAUGAGUCCUGUGUCGUGCCAGCAGUGAAGCAUCCUGAGACCAUGUGUGGGGUUGCUUUUCAUCCAAGGGAGUGGGCUCUCUCACAAUUCUGCCCAAAAACACUGCCAUGAAUAAAGAAUGGUAUCAAAACAUCCUGCAAGAGCAACUUCUCCCAAUGAUCUAGGAGCAAUUUGGUGAUGAUCCGUGCAUUUUCCAGCAUGAUGGAGCACCAUGUCACAAGGCAAGAGUAAUAAUGAAGUGGCUCGGAGAUCAUUAUAUUGAAAUUUUGGAUCCGUGGCCAGGCAACUCCCCGGAUCUUAAUCCCAUAGAGAACCUGUGGUCAAUCCUCAAAAGGCGAGUGGACAAGCAGGAGCCCUCAAAUUGUGAUCAACUCCGAGCACCAAUAAGGCAAGAAUGGAUCGGCAUCAGCUGAUAUCCAGCAUGCCAGAGCAAAUUGCAGAGGUUAUGAAGAACAAGGGCCAACACUGUAGAUAUUGACUCUUUGCAUAUAUUGAGUGUUUUUGCCAAUAAAAGCCUAUAAAACUUAUGAAACGCUUAUCAUUGUUUUCCAGUAUACCAUAGAAACAUGUGAAAAAAAUAAUCUACAAAUGCUGAAGCAGCAAACUUUGCGAAACACAAAAUGUUUGUCAUUGCCAAUACUUUUGGCCACGGCUGUACGUGAUUUUAGUGUGAUAAAAUCACUAAAUGCAGGGUCUAUCUAUGCUAUGCCACCAUGGUUAUCUUAUUUAAAUUAAGUUAUUAUUGGAGAUGUUUAUACAGAUAAGCUUAGUAAGCAAUUUUAUCGCACUAAAAUCAUGUUAAUACUUUUGUUGUUUAUGUCUUGUGGCUAUACUUUUAAAACAAUUAUUAUUUUAACGUUUAUGGGUUGGCCUCAUUCACUUCCAUUGUAAGUGCCUUGUUUUAAAUAACCAAGGGAUGAUUCGAAAAAUGUUUUGUUAUAAUCAGCAUUAUGCCACAACUGCUGUUGAUUGAGCUUAACUUGAAUUUUACCCAGAAGGCCAGGGCGUUCCUUUAACCAGAAAGAGGGUGCAUGCACAGUUUAUCCAUUGUCUAGUUGAUUAUUAAACGCAUUAACAUGAACCACAUUAUUGGGGUAUAACUACAUCGAUGAAAUGAUUGUUGAAUUCUGUUUUUUUUGGUAGAAUUAAUGAACUUGUUUUUCAACUAAGGGUUUUUCUUUCUGGAUAUAAACCAUAAACUGAUAUGUGGGGCCUGUUUCUGACAGAAAAGUGAUUGGGAGCGUCAUCCAGGUAGAGAUGGUUGAGGAGAGUCCCUUGUUCACCAUGUAAAGUGCUUUGAGUGUAGUGACAGAAAAGCGCUAUAUAAGUGUAACGUUCAUUCAUUCAUUCAUUCAGAUGGAUUUUGCGUUUCUCUUUUAGAAAGGAUCAGGGAUUGAUAUUUGCUCAUAUUGUUGGGUUCAUAUGACGUGUCUGUGUCAUGUAUGAGGGCUUUUAAUGUCGCACUAAGAUGUCUUACUACUGCGCACCCACAGAGCGGGAUGGAAGCAACAUUGUGUGCACCUUUCAAGCUAUUUAGCUUCUCUAUCAGAGCUUUAUGUUUACCUUUGAUCUUAUUCAACCCAAUGUUAAAUGGUGGCUGUGAUUUGCAAUGUGCUAGGUGAACGUUUCAGAAACAUCUUGUUGUCAGGUGAUGCGAUUGGAUGAGACAAAAAUAUACAGUACAAAGCAAUGGGGAACCCAUCAGAGAGAGUACCCUAAUUUUAUGAACCCCUGGCCUUAUGGUAAAUAUGAUUUAUUAGAUCAUAGUCAAAUCAAAGCAUUGUAAUUUUAUGUUUUGUCAUUUAAAUGGCUUUAAUACUUUUAAAACCAUGUUCUCAACUGGAAGGUGACUUGCUUACAUUCUUAAGUGUCCUUAAGAAAGAGAGGCUUAAUUGAAUAAUAUGGACAAACUGUUUAAGUAUUUGUGGUUGCGUUUCUGUCUAAUGCCUUGGUUGUAAAAGCACUGGGUUCUUUAAUAAGUCCAUAAAUCAUCUGUUUAAUGCCAUAUUGACUUGCUCGAACCUCAAAGGAGUAAUUUGCUAAACAGCCCUUAGUCCAUACAUUACAACAAACCACUCACAAGAAAAUCUUGAAAGUUAUUUUUAAUUAAUCGACUUGGCUUGGCCGCGUAUUUCUUCUACUAAUUCUUAGUUUCCUCCUUUUUUAUUCUGAAUUAUGUUUUAUCCCCAGUCUAAAUGAGAGGUAAUAAAGCUUUGUAAUUGUUCUAUACCACACUUUAGCCUGCUAUUAUGGCAAUGGCCUAUAAACACUAAUUGUGUUUUUUUUUUAUUAUGAGCAGUUGCUUUAUUCCUAAAGCGGUUUAUGCUUCAAAUUGUUAUUUGUUGUAUACUGUUUCAACUGGAAUAUAUUUGUCUUUUUUUCCUUUUUUAUUUAGCAUGUUUCGGUUUGAAUGAAGCCUGUAUCAGGAUUGUUAAAUAUGAAAGAUAAUCUCACAAUUUAGCGUUCUUUAACACAAGAGCACUGAAAAGUUUUAUACAUUCGAGUUUGUACAUUAGAAACGUCAGGGAGCAUUAUGAUGAAUAGUAGAAACAUUCAAUCAUAAGGAAAUGUUUUCAUUAAUGGUAAGAAAGAAACAUAGGUGAUGUUGAAGGCUUUGAGAUGAUUUACACUAAAUCCUUAUACAUUUGUCAGUUUUUGAAGCUGAAGAUCAUUUGCAUGUACAUUUUGUGUUAUACCAGCUGCAUAAGAAUGAUGUUACCCUGGGGGUUUAAGGCCUAAGUUUAAUGUCAUGGUUGCUGAAGAAAUCUUAAUUAAGUCAUGUCUGUAUAAUGUAGGGGAAGAUGAGGGAAGGCGCCCCCCACCUUAACUUUUUCUCUUGACCAUAGAUUGCACUAAAUCUCAUCUCAACCCCUGUUUUGAAUGUCUGUGCUCCUCUUAAUCUUGAUAUGUCAUCUGAUGAUUUUGUUCAGAGACAAAUAAAACAUUUUA
Messenger RNA from Xyrauchen texanus (razorback sucker), 5273 nucleotides. Its product is annotated as protein unc-119 homolog B-like. Gene Ontology annotation, molecular function: lipid binding. The transcript is spliced from 5 exons. The coding region runs from base 59 to 787 and encodes 242 amino acids. Lineage: Eukaryota; Metazoa; Chordata; Actinopteri; Cypriniformes; Catostomidae. Gene Ontology annotation, cellular component: cilium. Gene Ontology annotation, biological process: cilium assembly; nervous system development; lipoprotein transport. The record is from RefSeq and is a predicted model, not a curated record.